Cherax quadricarinatus is the source of this 3283-nucleotide messenger RNA. The record is from RefSeq and is a predicted model, not a curated record. Lineage: Eukaryota; Metazoa; Arthropoda; Malacostraca; Decapoda; Parastacidae.
GCGGGACUGGCACGCUGGGAUGGGAGGCUGAUAUUUGGGCACCCAGAAGAGAGUGUCAGUCGUGUGUGUGUGACCGUACUGCCAGGGUGCUUCAAGGUGCUGGUGUGAGCCUCACUCUCCAUGUAACCCACCAGACACAAGGCGGGACUUGCAUAUAAGAUAAACAUUGACAUUCGCUAAAUCAUUCGUUCGUUGCGUGCCGACGGACACUACCCACAACAUACUCCAAUAUGACUCUAUUAAGACUGUUCCUGCUGGUAGUGUGUGUGGCUACAGCUAGGAGCGAGGCCGACGCCGAAGCCGACGCCUUCCACACCGGCUUUCCCUCCUCAGGACGCGUGAGGUUUCCAGGAGGUGGUCGCAGCAUCUCAGGAGGUCCUCCUCGUCGCAAUGACAACAGUCACUGUGCUCUACUUAUCCCCGGGCGAGGCAAGUCUUCAGCGAGGGACCACGCUCUGGGGGUCUUUAACGGAAUCCAGUUCCCCCACGCAGGUGAUGGCUUCACCUGCGUCACCUUUCAGUCUGUAGACGCCGCCUUCAUAGCGGCUCGGGACCGCCUGGGUCUACCCAGACCAGGAAAAAACCCGGGCAAAGAAGAUCUGUCGAAUUUAGGAGCAGUUCUGAUCGAGACCACGAGAAAUCUGGCUAAACAGUACAACCUGCCUAAGGAUGUUUUGAUUAACGGGGUUCCACUUAUCGACACCUCAAAGACUAUUAUCGGCUCCAUCUGCCACGACUUUCUUUUACCCAGGAAGUGCGAACCGAAGAGAUACAGGGAAUACGACGGCAGCUGUAACAACUUCGAGAACCCGAGAUGGGGAGCCAAGAACACUGCCUUCAAGCGCCGACUUCCGCCUGACUUCGCUGACGGGAUCGACGCCCCUCGUGUUGGGCACGGUGGAUAUCCACUGCCGUCUCCCCGUCUGGUGUCCGCUCACGUCCACCGUGACGAGGGUCUCCACGAUCACGCUGUUACCAUCAUGACCAUUGCCUGGGGACAAGCCAUCGACCACGAUCUCACACUCACAGCUGAGACCAAAGACGCGAACAAGAAGGACCCCGACUGUUGCAAGGACAACCCAAAACAUCCCGAGUGCUUACCGAUACAUAUCCCCGACAAGGACCCCUUCUACUCCCUGUUCGGGCAAAAGUGCAUCUCGGUGGUCCGCUCCAUGUACAGCGUCAGGGAUGGUUGCAGACUGGGACCACGAAGUCAGACUAACGAACUAGCGGCUUUCAUCGAUGCUAACUGGGUGUAUGGAAGCAUUACCAAACACGCCGAGGAGCUGCGUCUUCACAGAGGAGGACUGAUGAAGUCACUUCCCGUGUUUCGCGAGUACGGAAUGAAGGACUUGUUGCCGCUCAAGCUCACUGAUCCCAGCGAGGGCUGCAUCAGACCCAACAAUGAUGUCUACUGUUUCGACGCUGGUGACGGGCGCGUCAACGAGCAGCUGGUCCUGGCUGUGGUUCAUACACUGAUGAUGAGAGAACACAAUAGGAUUGCCUCAGACCUCUACAAAUACAACCCCCACUGGGGUGAUCUUAAGCUCUACGAGGAGGCUCGACACAUCUUGGCUGCCAUCACCCAGCACAUCACCUACAACGAGUUCCUACCCAUGGUGCUGGGCAAGGAAGUGAUGAGCAAGUACGGUAUCAUCCUAGAGAAGCAAGGUUAUUUCAAUGGUUAUGACCCCACGAUCAACCCGUCCGUAUCGUCUAACUUCGCCACCGCUGCCUUCAGGUUCGGCCACUCCCUUCUUCCCUCCACCAUCGAGCGCUGGAGUCCGUCCCACAAGUAUAUCGGUUCACAGCGUUUGAGCGAGAUGUUGCGGCAGCCGUACGACCUGUACAAGGGAGGCUGGUGCGACCAGUUCAUCAUGGGUCUCGUCAACCAGGUAGCUCAAGCCAUGGACGACUCUGUAACCCAGGAAGUAACCAACCAUCUAUUCCAAGAUCCUAACAAGCGGUGGGGUAUGGACCUGGCGGCCAUUAACAUGCAGAGAGCAAGAGAGCACGGGGUUCCCUCCUACAACGCGUUCAGGGAGUUCUGUGGCCUGCCCAGAGCCUACAGGUUUGAGGACCUCCUGGGAUCUAUGAGCAAUAAGACUGUCAGGAGAUACAGCGAAGUCUACAGGCAUCCGGAUGACAUUGACUUGUGGAGUGGAGGGGUGAGUGAACGCCCACAGGCAGGAUCCAUGAUAGGACCCACUUUCAGCUGCCUCAUUGGACUCACUUUCAAGGAACUCAGAUUUGGUGACCGCUUCUGGUACGAGAACAGGGGCUUCCCCUCCUCCUUCACGAUAGAACAACUAGAAGAGAUUAGGAAGGUGAAGCUCUCACGGAUAAUCUGUGACAACAGUGACGACAUUAAGGAUGUGCAAGUGUACGCCAUGGUUCUGCCUGACCACGACAUAAACCCACGCGUGCCUUGCAACUCCGGGAUCCUGCCCAGGAUGGACCUAAGCAAGUGGCGGGAUUUACACUCCUCUAACCCCCGUCCUCAUCCGGAACCUCUCCUUUCGGUACAACUCGAUCCUUCCAUUCUCCCUGCCAAAACCAAGGACCAUUUUAAAUUCCCUGGCAGUCCAGAAUUAAACCUCGCCAAUUCCCAACUCCCUCAACCUCUUACAGGCGCUGUGCCUCCUCUUCCUUUCCCUCCACCGCAGCAUUUACCCUCAGCAGUGCCUCCUUCUGUGUCCGUCGGCGUACAGAACCCCAUUCAGACUCAACCUGGAAUAUUCGGUCCACUGAAACCAUCAUCUGAGCUAAACCAUGUCCUUCCCCAGCUUCAAGGUCCAUCCUCACCAUACGGACCCCCUCCUCCUCCUCCACCCCCUCAUCCUUCACCAUCCUACGGACCUCCGAAGGUCUCCUUUGGACCCCCGAAGGCUUCCUAUGGACCCCCGAUGGUAUCCUAUGGACCCCCGAUGGCAUCCUACGGACCUCCAGAUGCAGCGCCCCAUGCUCCGUCCAUGUCCUAUGGUCCCCCAAGCUUACCGAAGCCAGCGAUUCACGCCCCGUCCAUGUCCUACGGUGGCCCGAGACCUCAACCUGGACCUGGCAAAAACGGUCCCUUCCACCCCUCCUUCGAGUACUGCGAAGGGGAUUUCGCUCCCCUGCCUCCUGCGCCAAGCUACGGCCCGCCGCCUCCCCAAUACUCAGGCGGGUAUAGAGGAAACAUCAGGAAGAGAUCACAGAACCCCAUUAAGCAGUUUUUCAAAAAGAUUGGCCUUCAACUCUGAUCACAACCAGCUGUAUAUGUAAAUUAUUGUAUUUUAUUGUU